CAAUAUCACUACCCUCAUACGUAACCGAACCCCAAACAUAGAAAGGACACCUUACUUUGCUUCCUGAUUGUAACAUCGUUUGCUUACUCUUCUACGUUUGUGUUUGCGGGUAGAUGAUGACGGGUAGUUUUACCUCAUGUUACACACACGCAUCUAUUUGCAUAAUACAUUUAAUUGUAUAUACACCUUGGAGUAUUUUUCGUGAUUUUCUUGUCUAAGUAGACAGCCUUGUUGACUACCCUUCAUUGUGGGCACUGCUACUGCAGAUUUGAAGGGUAAUAAAUCCCCGUCCAGGUGGAGUAAUAGAGAGAAGAAAGAAGAUUGCCUUAAUUCUAUAAUAAAUUCACGUGUGUUGGUUUCCUCGUUCCCCCUUGACACUGCCUCGGCUUGAAAUUUUGAUAAAAAUUGAUGGACAGAGAAUCUACAUCUUGUCAUUUCUUGCUCACUUAUGAAGAGAAGAAAAGUUGAAGGUGUCAACCAUGGAUCCUUUCAAGAUUUUAAAAGGUAUGGCUCCUCUGUUGUGCCAGAAUGGUGGUAUAAAAGGAGAGGAGGAGGCUGUAACCAUAGCUAGUUUGAUGCGCGAUGCUAAUAAAAUGGUUAGCAAAUGCAUAUACGUGAAUGUCUUAAAAUCUACAGAUGGACAAGAUAUUUUAGAAAAGUUCCUCAUUAAUGGUGGCUGGGACAUAAUGAACGACUGGUUGCAUGAUGCCCGCCAGUCAGAGAAUACGCCACUGCUCAUGGAGAUAUUAAGGGUUUAUCACAUUCUACCGGUAACCAUUGAUAUUAUGAAGAAGAAUGAUGCUGCCAAGACUAUUAAACAAUUGAGAAAGUCUGAAGAUGAUGGAAUCAAAAAUUUGGCUGGUGGAAUAGUGGACCAAUGGAUGAAAAAAAUAAGGGAAAAGAGUAAUCUCGAUACUAGUAAUGAUAAGUCUCUGAAGAAGAAGAAGAAGAAGCAUAAAGAAGAGAAAGUGAAAGUAGAAUGCAAAGAGAAAAAAGAUGAAGAGUGUAAUAAUAAUAAAAAGCGGGAGGUUCCUAGCAAAGAUGAGCCUCCUCCACCUGAGAGUAUGGACUCGGAACAGUCUGUGAUGGAUAAUAAAUUUAUAAAUAAGGUGCCUGAUAAAGCACCAAAGGAAGAGAGAAAACGACCUAACACUGUAAAAUCCUACCCCUCCAAAUUUAGGUCAACAGGCCUUGAGGAAGCCACUAUAAUUCUGCCUAAGAAAAAACCCAGUACUGACCCCGUUAAGUUGGUUCCUAAAAGACAAUUGCCGUCAGGGGAGCUGCGAUCAUUGGAUCCUGUUCUGGAUAAGAAACCUCGGCUGACAAUAUCUACUCCUUUGAACCCCAUUUCAGUCACCACCAGCCCCUCAGCUGUCACUUCAUCAGUUACCACGACGACAAGUCCAGGAUUAGUGUUAUCCCCUACUGAUCUGCAGAAAAACAUUAAGACUCCACCCAAGAUCAGUCGGCAAUCUUCCGUUCAUGAAAUCCAUGACAGCAGUGGCUUCAUGGAUGCAUUAACCAGUGCUGGUCCAACAACAGGGUUAUUUCGGCGAAAAAAGAAAGUACCUCCAGUUGCUAGCAAAACUAGUCAACCAUCGGGAGUUGGGCAAAAACUACCCCAACCUCCUUGUUUUUAUCGUGAAACAUUGGAGACAACAGAAGAUGUGAAAGCUGAGUCAGAGAGUUCUCCGAGUGAAGAGAAAAAUGGUGAUUCCAAUAAUGAUGUUGAAAUGAAAGAAGAAGUAAACGAAGAGUCACCAUCCAGUCGAGAUGGAAUCAGCGGAGAACAACCAGAAAACUCCAAUGAUAGCAGUUCAGCAGUGCAGGCAGCUUUAGUUCGUCGCAAGCCAAAGAAGAGUGUGACGUGGGCGGAUGAUGGGAAGAAUGACGAAACACACCUGCGACAGAUAUUUUAUUUUGAGCUGGAUGAGACAGAGCGAGAAAAUGUAAAUCGACCCAAAGAUUUUGAUGCGAUGAAGAAAGAAGAGAUGUUAAUGGACAGAAGGGCUGUGAAACGUUUAUGUCAUGAUACAAUGAAAGAACAGAUGACUUGGCAAAAACUAUUGCCUUUUGAAGGCGCCACACUGACAGAGAAUGGCUGCAACAGUCUGGAGAAAGAUGUUCAAAAGCAGAGGGAGCAAGGUGUACUUCAAGCCCUAUAUUUUUCAAAGCAUAUGUUACCAGAUGGACCAAGUGAACCAGAUUUAGAACCUGUUGAACAGGAAGAGCAUAAAGUAAUUCCUCUGGAAGAUGAGCACGCAUCAGUUGGCGAGGAACAAGAAUACUCCUAUGAUCACACGCAAGAAAUUGUGGCCCCACUGGAAGGAAUGGAUCAAGGAGCUUCACCUGGGGUCAAUUUGCCACCAGAACUAGCCAACUUGAUGGCCUCUCUCCAGCCACAGAUUCAACCACCACCACAACAGGAAAACACUGCAAUGAUGGAUCAUACUCCAAGUCCUGUAGUGGCUAAUGUCCAGAAUUUGCUCUUCUCUUUGAUGGGAAACUCGGGUAAUGAUUAUGGCAAACAGGAUGAAAUGACCGAGAAGUUGAAGCAAAUUUUGGAACCUCUGAAAAAUCAACUUCCUGGUUUAGGUGGUGGCCCAAUGCAGCCUCCUCAAGACUAUCCCCCAGAGUAUAUAGAUAACUGGCAUGACGGUUCACUAGACUGUCCACCACCAGGUGCUAGAUGUCCUAAUCCGGGUCUUCAAGGAAUGCCUGGUCCACCCGGCCCAUUUGGCCCUUGUCCUCCAGGGCCUGGUCUAGGGCCUGGACCUGGAGGACAUGGUCCUGGACUAGGCCCUGGUCCUGGUCCUGGACCAGGCCCUGGGUUUGGACCUGGACCUGGUUUUGGACCAGGACCUGGUCAUGGACCGGGACCAGGAUGUGGACCUGGCCCAGGACAUGGACAUGGGCCGGGCCCAGGAUGUGGUCCAGGUCCUGGUCCAGGACCCGGACCAUGUCAAGACCAAGGCCCUGGUCAUAUGAGAGGAAAUCGCUCAGGUCGUAACUAUCCACCUCGUAAUAAUAGAUCAAUGCCUCAGGGAAUGCGAGGACGACAAGGACGUAAUGGAAGAGAUUUGCCCAAAAUUUGCCGGCAUUUUACUUCACCAAAUGGCUGUCGAUACGGAAGCAAUUGUGCAUUCCUACAUCCUGGUAUUGAUGGCCCACCAUUAUAGCAAGAAGCGAGCUUUCAGAGAACCAUGUCUCAUUUUUUUUUUUGAGGGUCAGGGUGGGGAUGGGUGGGUUAUGGGGUUGUUCCUAUGCCUGUACAUAAGAUACUGCAUUUCAUCCUGCCAUCAUGUGGUGUGUGUUUGUGUGUGUGAAGGGCAUCCCUUACAUUGUGGGUUGGUGGGGUGGUCUUAUUUUUUUUUUUUUAGUUUUUUUUUCAUUAUCAUCAUUCAUCUUUCUAAAUUCACCCUAUCCUGAAUCCCCAUGUGUGUACAAACUGGACCUGUCUGAGACAAGGGCAAUUCAACAACCUUCACACACGCACGCACGCACGCACACACAUACAUACACACAUAUACACACAUACACACACUCUCUCUCUCUCUCUGUGUCUUUCUUGCUCUCUUCUCUCCCACUCAUUCUCUCUCCCUUCUUUCUGUCUCGUCUCAUGAGGAACUUGAUAAGUAAAAGGAAAAAAAAAAAAUAACAAAAACAAAAAGAAUCAAAGAAAAAAGUAUGAAAGAAAGGAAAAG
Octopus sinensis (East Asian common octopus) is the source of this 3704-nucleotide messenger RNA. Its product is annotated as serine/threonine-protein phosphatase 1 regulatory subunit 10. The record is from RefSeq and is a predicted model, not a curated record. Lineage: Eukaryota; Metazoa; Mollusca; Cephalopoda; Octopoda; Octopodidae. The coding region runs from base 480 to 3179 and encodes 899 amino acids. Gene Ontology annotation, molecular function: metal ion binding. The transcript is spliced from 20 exons. Gene Ontology annotation, cellular component: nucleus.